CAAAAGCUGGUCACAUGAUCAACAAUGCUUCAUGUAUCAUCAGAAUGAACCACGCCCCCACAGAACAUUACAAAGAGGAUGUUGGCUCUAGGACUACCAUUCGGGUAAUAUGUCACAUGUCAACAGAGAAUGUAAUGGUGAAUGCUGAAGGUAUUUUAAGUGGAGAUGGUGCUCCAGAGAAAGUGCUGUUUUUUGGCUUAAACGACAACAAUCAUAGGUGGGCUAAGAUGAAUGCCCAUAAACUUAUGAAACAAUUUCCAGAUGUUGAUUACUAUAGUCUGGACAAGUUUGGUGAACGCAAUGCAGAUAUUAUAUUUGAAUUGGAAACUGGCAAAAGCAAAAAGAAUACAAAUACGUGGUUGUCGACUGGUUGGUACACCUUUCUUGUUGCCAUAGAUAUGUGUGAGGAAAUUGAUGUCUAUGGUUUUGUCGAUGAAAACUAUUGCAGAAGUACUGGAAACUUAUCGAUAGAUGAUGAAACAAUGCGAACACCUACUGCAUAACAUUGAAGUCGUAGUAGUUGCUGAAAAAGUAGAGGGAACCCCACAAAAGACAAAAAAUUCCCCCAAGUUUACCACUAAAAAGGAAAAUGGUGAAAACCAAAUAUGUGAAUUCUAAAAUAGUGAAAUAUUUGACAGCAAAGAAGGAAAAGGAUCCAUUGGCCAGCUUUUUGAGUCUAGAAAACAAACUGUGCACAGACUUCCCAAGGCCAAACAAGUCCAAGUCAAAAAUUAGUAAUAUUUCAUUUCUUAGGUACGAGCGCCAAGGAUAUGCCAAUAAGCGAACUUAAUUGCUAUCCUACAUGGCAUAACCAUUAAACGACCGGACUGAACGAAGCAGUACACCGGGGUAACUCCUACUCUUCUCUGACGAUGUACUGAGUUCUUUAAAGUGCACACGAGCCAAAUGUGUAUGUCGGGCCUACGUUUUAAAGUCCUCAACCGAGAAGACUUGUUCCACCACCGGAACCAUUGACUUGAAUAAUAAUAUAUGGAUUAUAAUAUUUUAAUUACAUUAUUUAUAUAUGGUUAGUUAAACCUUGUGAACAUUAUUAAUUAGUGGUCAAUAUUAAUAUUAAAAUAAAAUUUCCAAAUUUAAAUUCCACAUAGUUUGCUAACGUCGGUAAGUUUCAAAUAAUAUCUGGUUUAACCACAAGAACAAUUUGUAUAUAAAUGUGAAAUUGUUAAUAAAUACAAGAAUCUGUUGUACAAUGUCAAAAUUGUUGUUUGUAUGCUUACUCUGAUUUGAUUUAGUUAUUUUAAUUAAAAAUGUACUGUUCCUCACAAAUAGUUGCAUUUUUAUUUUGAAUUGCUUAUUUAUAAUGAUCACAAAAGUUAAGAACUGUCAAUAAGAAAGGUUGCAAAAAUAAAUUAGUGGUAUGCUAUAAAUACUGUUAUAACAAAUUUUCUGGUAAGCUUAUAGUUCAUGAUAGAGUCAACAUAAAGUAGUUUAGAUGGGACUAAAGUGCAAGUGCUGCUGUAGGAUGUAUUUUUGGGGAGGGGCUGAGUGAGAUAAGGAUAACUGUGGCACGCAUUGCCAUCUGAGGGCCUUCCGACCAAGCCGGGUGGAUGGUUUGGGAGGGGGUAUCCUAAUGAGAUUUUUUUUUUUCAAAUAGAACCUCUGGAUAUCCAGAAAUGGCGCUCUCUCAGACUGGAAAAAUACUUUUCAGUAUUUGAUAAAGUACAAUUAAGAUCUAUCAACUCAGCUCAA
Messenger RNA from Anneissia japonica, 1710 nucleotides. Its product is annotated as alpha-N-acetylgalactosaminide alpha-2,6-sialyltransferase 5-like. Gene Ontology annotation, molecular function: alpha-N-acetylgalactosaminide alpha-2,6-sialyltransferase activity. The coding region runs from base 15 to 503 and encodes 162 amino acids. Gene Ontology annotation, biological process: ganglioside biosynthetic process. The record is from RefSeq and is a predicted model, not a curated record. The transcript is spliced from 3 exons. NCBI's taxonomy places the organism in Eukaryota, Metazoa, Echinodermata, Crinoidea, Comatulida, Comatulidae.